Messenger RNA from Zasmidium cellare ATCC 36951, 504 nucleotides. RefSeq lists its product as uncharacterized. The record is from RefSeq and is a predicted model, not a curated record. Lineage: Eukaryota; Fungi; Ascomycota; Dothideomycetes; Mycosphaerellales; Mycosphaerellaceae. The coding region runs from base 1 to 504 and encodes 167 amino acids. Gene Ontology annotation, molecular function: carbonate dehydratase activity; zinc ion binding. The transcript has 2 exons.
AUGCCAACCGAGAACGUUCAGAGACUCAUUCGCGAUAACGAGAAGUAUGCAGCGGAAUUUGCAGGAGGCGAUCUUUCAGUGCUACCAUCGAGAUUGUGUUGUCUGGUGACUUGUCACGACGCACGAAUCGAUCCAGCAAAGGUCUUCGGCAUCGGCAUAGGACAAUUCCACGUCAUUCGUAACGCAGGAGGCAACAUCAAAGACGCCCUACGCUCAAUCCUCAUCUCGCAACACAUGCUCCGCACAAGGGAGGUCAUUCGGGUCAAACACACAGACUGUGGCACAGCGACUUUCACGAACGAUGAAGCGCAUGAGACCAUAAACAAGAACCAAGGUGACGUCGCGGUGCCUCCCGACUUCGACUUCCUGCCCUUCGUUGACCCAGAGGUCAGCGUCCGGGAGGAGGUGGCAUGGCUGAAAAGCCUCAAGGCACUGUACAAGGGGACCGUUGUCAGUGGCUUGGUGUAUGAUGUAGGAACUGGCAAGGUGAAACAGGUAGUUUAG